Molecule: messenger RNA, 4946 nt
Organism: Aphidius gifuensis
Lineage: Eukaryota; Metazoa; Arthropoda; Insecta; Hymenoptera; Braconidae
Exons: 4
Coding region: 735-4085 (1116 amino acids)
Biological process (GO): positive regulation of protein tyrosine kinase activity; neuromuscular junction development
Molecular function (GO): protein kinase binding
Source: RefSeq, a predicted model, not a curated record
AACACUGUAUAUCUAAACUCAAAAUCAGUAUCACGCAGUGAAAAAAUGAGAGUUCACUGCAUAGGAUGAAGCUCUCGAAAUUGAUUCGACUUUAUCACGCUUACAGGGUGGCACCUCUGUCGGCAUACAAUGCUUCCUCCACCACUUAUUUUUCCAGUAUCAAAUAUAUAUAUAUAUAUAUUCCAGUAUUAUAUUCUCUCUCUUUUUCUAUAUUGCCGUCUCUCACAUCGUAUCAAAUUAUUUGAAUAUCUCUUUCUAGCUUGCUCCCCGUGCCAGGGACUGCGUGUAUUGCAUGGAGGGUUCGUUCCAGCCCCAGUGUGUCUCCCAUUAGGGUUGUUUCACAGGGCUUCAGUCUUUCUGCCAGCCCAGAGCUGAAUACAACUAUCUCAACAGUACUUUACAUUACUCAAUUUACCAUAUAUACAUUAUAAAAUAUAUACACAUUAUCAAGAUGGAUGCUCCAUCGCUUUAUCGUUUUUAAUUAAUUACUAAAUACAAUUUUUUUUUGUACUCUACUUUAAUAUAAUUUGAAAGAAAAAAAAAGGUAAAUUAAACAAAUCAAUUGCAAGAUAUAUUUCUAAUGAAAACAAACAUAUGGAAAUGACUAAAUAAAUAACUAAGUAUUUAUCAUUAAAUUUUAAAUAAUAUUAUUUAAAAUAAAUAAUAUAUUGAUAGUGAGAGUGAAUAGUUAUGAUAGCCACAUUUACUAGUGAAAAUAAACAUAAUUUCAUACAAUGGUGGAUAACAAUUGUAUUAUCGAAGGAAAUGUCAAAUUUCGAGAUGGAAAAAAGUGGAAAUCACGAUGGUGUGUGAUGAGAAAAUUAUCACCAGUAGCAGAUUGUUUGCACCUACAACUUUAUGGCGAUAGUAAGGAUAGAUAUAAACAGGGACAAACAAAGGCCUCAUUGAGUCUUCAACAUUUUUUAGGAAUUGAAAGUGGUUUUACACUUGAUAAAGAAUCAAAUACAGUUGCGAUAAUAUGUCAAGAUAUUGUUGUAACACUUGCAUUUGAUACACGUGAAAGAUUAAUACAAUGGCAAGUUAAAAUAUCAACAAAUUUAGGUGAUGAUCAACAAUUUUUAGUUAUAAUAUCAUCAGCACCAACAAAAGCAAAAUUAUCAAAUGGUCCAGCACAUUUACAUAUUCAAGAUCGUCGUUUUUGUUUAACAACUGGUAUACCAGCACGUUUAAUUGGUGUAUGGGAAAUUGGAUAUUUACGACGUUAUGGUGUUAUUGAAGGAAGAUUUUGUUUUGAAGGUGGUUCACACUGUGGACGUGGUGAAGGUUUACAUGUACUUAUAACUGAUCAAGCAGAUGAUAUUGUUAAAACAUUGCAGCUGGCUGCUGAUGGAAAAUUAACAAUACGUAAACGUCCAUCAAUACGUGAUAAUUCUGGUCAAGAAAGUCCAAGACGUCAAUUAUCAAGAAAUGAUACACGUACUAGUGAUAUUUAUCCAACAUCUAGUCUUAAUUAUUCUACAUCAUAUAAAGAUAAUAAUUUUGAUAAUAAUAAAAUUGAAAUAUCACCAUGUUGGUCAUCAACUGAGAGUCAAAGAAAUGCACAAUUAGAACAUGAUUUAAAUUGUCGUGAAAAUUGUUUAACAAGUGAAUUAAUUGAUCAACAUCAAGAUUGGCAAAGUAGUAGUACAUUAUCACAAAAAACAAAUACACAAUUAGAAAGAUGUGCAAGUUGUAUUAGUAAACUUGGUGCUGUAUCAAAAACAACAACAACAACAACAACAGCAACAAUUAUGUCAACAUCAAUGAUAUCACAUUGUCCAAGUUCAAAUAAUCAAUUACCAAAAACAACAACAUUUGAUAGACAUUCAUUGUCAUCUUAUAGUAGUAGUAGUCAUGAUAGUGAUUAUUCAGCAAAUCAAACAUUUAAUCAAACUCAAAAUUCAUCAAAUUCAAUACAACGAUUAUCACCAAGUCCAGGUGCAUUACCACCAAGACCACAAAAACCGUCCACAACAAUAAUAAAACAAAAAACAAAACCACCAAUGCCAUUACCACCAGAACAAAUAUGUACAUGUAAAAAUUCAAUAAAUUCAUCAAUAAUUAAUAAAAUUAAUCCAUAUGAUAAUUAUGAUAUACCAAAAACAAUAUUAGCUCAUCAUAUGUCACUUGAACCACCCCAACAAGGACAAGAUCAAUAUUAUGAUACACCACGUAAAAUAAAAGAGUGUCUCGCAUUACCGAAAUAUUAUCCAAAUUAUGAUACACCACAUUUACCACAAGCUGUUGUUAUGAAACAAUGUGGUUGUCCAAAAAAAUUACAAUCAAUACAAUCAUCAAGACAAUCAUCAUCUGGUUGUCCUUGUCAUAAUGUCAUGAGUUGGGCUGGUUUUGUAUUACCAUAUUGUCGACGUGGUGCUGGUAUUGAAUCAACUGGUGUUACAAUACAUCCAAUUAAAUUAUCAGGUGAAGGUAAAAUGCCUGUUGUUAAUGCUAAUGGUGAAUUAAGUCUUUAUAAUCAACAAAAAAAUAAUAAUGAUGAUGAUGAAAAUGAUUGUAAUUCAAUAAUAACAACAUCACAACAACAAAAUAAUUAUGAAAAUAUAUCACCAAUUAUUGAUACACAACCAGAUAUUAAAAUAUCAAAUUAUGUUAAUAUUGAUUUUAGUGAAUCAUUGGAAAAUUAUGAAAAUAGUAAAGCAAUUAUUAAAAAAAGUGGUAUUACAAAACAAGAAAUUCAUGAAAUUGCAAAUGAUUUAAAAACUACUGACGAUGAUGAUGAUGAUAAUGUUGAAAAAAUAUGUAAUAAAUGUGGACAUUUUAAAGAAAAUAAACAAGAUCAAUUACUGUUAAAUAAUGAUAAAGAUUUGAUUAAAAAAAAACAUAUAUCUGGAUAUUUAACAAUGCAACCAUUGCAUAAUAAUUCAACAACAGCAACAACUACAACGACAACGAAAAAUCUAAUAUCACGUAUUUGUGAUGGAACAAAAAGUUCAAGUAAUCCAACAUUAUUUGGCACGUCGACAAUCGAUUUGUCAUGUAGUAAAAAACGUUCUGAUUCAGAAUUAAGAAUUCCUGGAUCAGCAAUGUUGUCAAGUCCUUAUUUGCGACGUCGUUUAAUUGAUCAAUCAUCACAAAAUGAAUCAAGUGUUAGUUUAGAAAUGUUAUGGCGUAAAAGAUCUUAUUCAGUUGAGUCAGCUCAUUAUCUUGAUAAUGGUAAUAAUAAUGAAUUUUCAUCAAAUUUUAAAAUUCAUAAAUGUACAAGUGAAACAAAUAAAUCAUUAAUAAUAAAUGAUAAAAAAUUAUCAUAUAAAAAUAUUGAUAUUAAUAAAAUAAAUGAUGAAAUAAUAAAUACACAACCAUUAUCAAUUAAAAUAAGAAGAUCAUCAUCAGUACCAUCAAAAACUGUACAUAAUCGUGAUUCAUCAAGUAGUAAUGAUUCUGGUGUAUCAACUGGUUCAUUAACACAUGGAAAUUCAGAAUUUGUUGAAUUUGAAAUGUCACUUGGUACAUUAAAUACAAAUAAUAAAAAACAAAAUAUUUUAAGUGUAUGUCGUAAAAGCCCACCACCAAUAUGUUAUCAUAAUAGUUUACCAAGAAAAUCAAAAUCAAGUGAUCCAUUAAAAGAAAUUGUAUUUCAAUUUCAAAAAAUUAAAAUACCAAUUAAAUCAAAUUCAGCUGAUGCUAAUAUGCCAACAUGUAAUAUACCAAAAAUGACAACAAAAGAUUACAAUAGUCCUAGUGAUAUAUCAGGAACACCUUAUAUUGAUUCAAGAAGUACUUCAAGUGGAACUUCUGAUAUGUCUGAUUAUAUUGAAACUCUAUCUUUAUCAUCUCAUUCUUCUACGGAUACUCCAGACAGUUUGAAAUUGAAUGGACGUUCAACUGAGGCAACAACCCUUCGUCCUCGUAGUGGUAAAGAGUACUACAAAAUUGACCGUAGUAUAUUAACUGAACAGGCAUCACGUGUAUCAUCAACAACAUCAGUAUCAAACUAUGCAAAUAUAACACCAGUAUUAGAAAAAAGUGAAUCACCAUCCCCAGGCUACAUGAGCAGUUCACCCUUUGAAUUACCCCAAACAUCAUCACGUGAUCGUUUUCUUUUUCCUGAGGUCAGUGAUAUUUAAUUUUAAAUAUAUAUUUACCAUUAACAAAUAUAAACAAACUUAAAAUACAAAUUGUAAUUAAUUUUCAAUGCUUUAAAAAUCCAUAUUUAUUAUUAAUGGAGAGAUUGUGAUUAUUAUGAGCGAUUGUGACUGAAUUUUUUAUACAUCCUUUUUUACUAUACACUCAAAUGAGCUUUAUAAUAUAAUUCAUUUUUUUUUUUUUUUAUCGAUUGUAUGAGAGCUUUUUUUUAAAUUAUAUAUUAUCUUCCUAAUUUUUUUUUUAUAAAUUCUUUUAAAUACCAUCUUUCAAUAGACAGUAUUUAAAAAAAUUUCUUAAAAACAUUUUGAUAUAAAAAAAAUUCAGUAAAACAUCAAACGACUUCCUACAUGAAAAAUUUUUAAAUCAAAAUAUACGCUCAAUGAGAAAUUAAAAUUAGUUUUAUAUAUGAUAUAUAAAUUCUGGAUAAUUUGAAAGAAAAAAUUUUUUUUACAAGUGUGUGUACUUAUAGAUUACUUUGGGCAAUUAUUUAAUAUUAAAAAAGUAAAAAAAUCCACUUGAUUAAUUUAUUUGAUAAAUUUAAAAUAAAAAAAUAAAUUGAGGAUUUAAUUUAUAAAAUUCACAGGGUUUGCUUAGAGCAAAAUAAAGUUUAAAAAAAAAUCAUUAUUUUCUAAAGAUACAAAAAUAAAUUGUAUACUCAAAUAGAAAUAAUAAUAAUUAUAAUAGUAAUUGAAAUGAAAAAAUAAAAUUGAUUCGACUGAACGAAAGUAGCGUAAAGUAUACAGGUAAAUAAAUGAAAAAAUAAAUCAUGAAACGUAUGGAUAAUCCAAAUAAAUCUAGCUAAUAAAAUUCAAUUUCAAAUAAACUCUCAACAAUCAAAUAAA